AAUAGUCGGCGAUUUUCCUUUCCAUACGUGAGCGGCUUCCCUCUGAGACUUUUGGCAUCCCUGCUUGAAUAUGUCCCUGGACUAUCAAGUUAUCUUUAUAAUAAUAUGGUAUUAAGUACCUUGAGAGAUAGAUCCUUCAAAGAAGAUAUGACUAUGAUGCCAUUACCUUUACCAAAAGAAAUAUUUGGUGUUGAAGACUCUGUGAUCAUCGAUGGGUUAGAAAUUAUUGAGCAGAAAAAUCAAGAACAUAAUCCAGCUCCAGCAAACCAAAGAUUUUUAUGCGCACGCGAUUAUACUGAUGCAUACUUUACCAAAAGUAUUACACCUAUACAAGUAUGCGAGAAAUUAAUUGAUAAAAUAAAACAAUCUUGCUCUAAAGCGUGUGACCCACCUCUUUACGGUAUGUGUCAAUAUCACGAGGAUGAUAUUAGAGCACAAGCUGAGGCGUCGACUUCUCGAUAUAAUCAAAACCAAACAUUUGGACCCCUUGACGGUGUUCCUGUGGCGAUUAAAGAUUCGAUUGAUGUUAUAGGUUAUGAGACACGUGUAGGAACAUCAUUUCUUAAUCAAGGAAACCCUGCCUCAAAAGAUGCAUUUUUGGUAAACAAAUUAAGAGAACAAGGUGCUAUCAUCAUCGGAAAAACAAACUUGCAUGAAAUUUGUUUUGACGUUACAACUAAUAAUCCGAAUGCAUAUACAUCUCGCAACCCCUACAAUACCGAUCAUUAUUGUGGAGGAUCAAGUGGAGGCAGUGGAUGUGUUGUUGCCAGUGGUUUAUGCCCAAUUUCCGUAGGCAGUGAUAUUGGUGAUCCUGAGGAUUCAAAAACUUUGUACCAGCCAUCACCCACUCUCCAUGGUCUUUACCUUACUAAAACAUUGUCUGAUCUAAAGAUUGGUAUAUUCUCUGAUUGGAAUAGACGAGUUGUUGAUCCUGCUAUUACUUCUUCUCUCAAUUCACUUAUUAAUGAAUUCAAACUUCGCGGUGCCGAGUUUAUUGAAAUUGAUAUUCCGGAAUUAAAUGACGCACAAAUAGCUCAUUCAAUUACUGCUUUAUCCGAAUUCUGCUCCUUUAUGAAUGGAUACAAAGAAUGCUUACAUUUGUUGAGUCUUCCUAAUAGAGCAAACAUCGCGACAUACAGCAAUGCGAAUGCUUCGGAUUACAUUAAAGCACAACAAGUUCGUACGCGUAUGAUGCGUAACGCAUCAGUCUUAUUCUCUGGUGUUAAUCUUAUUUUAACACCUACUUGCGCCAUAACUGCCCCUCCAAUCUAUCCGGAAUCUUUAAUAUAUGGUGAAAUAAAUCCUUCUGUUACAACAUAUGGAGUAAGAUUUACAAAAUUAGCCAAUUUUAUUGGUAUUCCUGCCGUUACGGUACCAGCAGGUUAUAAUGAUAAAAACCUGCCUAUUGGAUUACAAUUUAUGGCAAAAUGGUAUGAUGAGGCAACAUUAUUAAGAGUUGCAAAA
Molecule: messenger RNA, 1464 nt
Organism: Racocetra persica
Lineage: Eukaryota; Fungi; Glomeromycota; Glomeromycetes; Diversisporales; Gigasporaceae
Source: the annotation of a GenBank genome assembly